UCCACUUCCUCUUGUUUUCUGAUUCCAAUCGCAGCCCUUUUUCUUCAGAAUCAAGUUUUUCUUUUUCAUUCCCGUCUCUCACCCCAUCUUAAUCUUGGUUGCAGGUAUAAAUCGAAUAACAGGGAAAAGACAGGGAACUGGGAAUUCUUCCUUUUCUCUGCGCGAUUUACGUAUUACAGUAGAGUGCUGGCUUGGUGGUGGUCGAAAGUGGCGUUUUACAGGUGGAUGAAGGCAGUUGUGGUGGUGAACAGGGGCUGAUGGUAAGAAAGGCAGUGGUGGUGCAGUGCUUUCGAGCUGUGGUGCCACAUGAUGUGUGUAUGAGAAGGUUUCCAGGGUAUUAUUGUAAACUUAUCAGCGUAUGAGACGAUUCUCUUCCCUCCAAAAGAUAAGUCCUUGACUUCUUUUCUUUUCUAUCCGACUCACUCAAAAAAAAAAAAAAAAAAAAUCUUGGAAACCCUAGGCAUCUACUAUAUAGUCCAUCUUGUCUUGUUUCCUUAUACAUUAAUUGGGAUGAUCCUGAAUGGAAGUAGUUUUUGGUACUUAUAUAUGGCCAUUUGAAUUUUUUGCCAUUUUGUGUUUGCCAUCGUGUGUUGUGUAGCUUGGCCAUAAUGCUGCAUUAAUUAAUUAGACAUUGCUUUUAAAUUGAAGAAGAUGGUGGAUAUGUUUUAUAUAUAUGUCACAGUGAACUGUGAACUGAAUAUAUAAUCAGAGUUGAAUAGAACAUUAAGAUUGGAGUUCCGUAAUUACUUAGAUUCAAUGAAGAUGAUUUUCAGUCAAAGUUCAGUGCGAUUGUUCAGUAUCCUCCUUGUGUUAACAAUAAUUUUCUCUUGGGCAGCAGAACUUCCUCCUGAUGAAGGCAAUUCUUUUGUUCUAUGUUUCUUUUCUUUUCUUUUUCAAGAUUCGAUAUAUAUAUAUAUAUAUAUAUAUAUAUAUAUAUAUAUAUAUAUAUAUAUAUAUAUAUAUAUAUAUAUCAACUGUUUACCUUCUUAUGGGUGAGUGAGGAAGUGGGGGAGAGGAUUUGUCAAUAUAGUCUCAUUAGCACUUUUGUAAAAGGAUUUGUGAUUAUAGUCUCACUAGCUACAUGAAGAGAUGGAAAAAGAGACUGGGAUUUUAGGUUAAAUCCAUGCGAUGGAAAUCCUAACUGGGCAACGCCAGCCCGGAGUGCAAUGCCUCAGUAUAACAACAGUACUCUUGUGUGUGAUUGCUCCUACCCUGGCAAUGUUUGUCAUGUUGUUGCGAUAUAUCUCAAGGGACAGGAUCUUGAUGGUGUUCUCCCACCAUCUCUGGCAAAGUUACCUUACGUCAAAAAAGUCGAAUUUAGUCGGAAUUAGCUAAGUGGCAGCAUACCACCUGAAUGGGCUUCUACCAGGCUAGAGAAGAUGGACCUACUGGUGAAUCGCUUGUCAGGAAGAAUUCCAUCGUUUUUGGGAAACUUAACCUCACUUGUAGAUUUGAGUCUGGAGAACAACAUGUUUUCUGGAACUGUUCCAGCUGAGCUUGGGAAAUUAGUAAAUUUAAAAACGCUGGUCCUGAGUGCCAAUAAUCCCUCUGGUGAGCUGCCGUUGGAGCUGAAUGGUCUGACCAAUUUGACAGAACUCAAGCUAAGUAGCAACAACUUCACUGGGAAAAUUCCAAGCCUUGGAACCUGGAUACAACUUCGGAAACUAGAAAUCCAAGGGAGUGGUCUAGAAGGACCAAUACCUGCAAGCAUCUCCCUCUUGAAAAAUUUGACACAACUAAGCAUCAGUGAUUUGGAUGGAAAUAGUUCGCAGUACUUUCCAGACCUAAGCAACAUAACAGGCAUGGAGCUACUGAUAUUCAGAAGUUGUAGACUAACUGGCAGCAUUCCAAAUUUUUUGUCAGAAAUGUCAAAACUGAGGCAUCUAGACCUCAGUUUCAACAACUUGGAGGGAGAUAUACCAGAUUUGAAAGAAUUAGAUCUGGAGAAAAUGUACUUGACUGGCAACUCCCUGAACGGAAGUAUUCCUGCAUGGAUCAAUGGUGGAGAUACUGCACACAAGAUCGAUCUUUCCUACAAUAAAUUCAACGAAGAAAGUGUGCCCUCAUAUUGUCGUGAAACACUGAACUUAUUCAGAAGCUACGUUCCUGCAAGCAACUCAGAGCUUGGGAAGUGCCUUAGCAAGUUUCCCUGUCUAAGGGAGUACUCCUCAAUUCGCAUUAAUUGUGGGGGACCUAAAGUGACCAUUGGAAACUUGACAUAUGAAGCCGAUGAGGAUUCAGGUGGAGCAGCUAAGUUUGAUCCCACAAGCGGCUUUUGGGGGACAAGUAGCACUGGCAAUGCGUUGGGUGGUAAUCAUAGAUUAUCCAACUAUGUAGCCACCAAUGUAUCUGCGCUGACUAUUAAUGAUAGUCAACUGUACACUACAGCUCGCCUCUCUCCACUAUCCAUCACUUACUAUGGUCGAUGUUUACCAAAUGGGAACUUUACGGUGACUCUGCAUUUUGCAGAGAUAGUUUUCAGAGAUAAUAUGUCUUUUCAGAGUCUUGGAAGGCGUUCGUUUGAUGUAUAUAUCCAGGGUGUGUGUAUAUUCAAGAAUUUUGACAUCAGGAAGGAAGCUGGCGGGGUGGAUAGAGCUGUAAUAAAAGAAAUAAAAAAUGUUGUUGUAACCAACACAACAUUAGAAAUCCGUUUCCAGUAUGCUGGGAAAGGCACAACAGCAGUCCCGAGUAGAGGAUCUUAUGGUCCUCUAAUAUCAGCCAUUUCUAUGGUGUCUGAUAUUAGUCCUCCAAUCAGUGACAAGAGCAUAAAAACUAUUGUCAUUGUGGCGGUGGCUGGGAUUGUGUGCCUCAUCUUCAUCAUAUUUGGUGUUGAAAGGUUGGCAUUUUAUAUGCAAGAGCGCUUGAGGUGGGAAAGAGAUCUGAGAGGAUUCAAUUUGCAGACGUAUCAAUUUACCUAUAGACAAAUCAGAGCUGCCACACGCAACUUUUCAGCUUCAAAUAAACUUGGGCAGGGCGGUUUUGGUGCUGUUUAUAGGGGUACACUCUCUGAUGGCACUAUAAUUGCUGUGAAGCAGCUUUCUCAGACAUCAAACCAGGGAAACCGUGAGUUUGUGAAUGAAAUUGGGUUGAUGACUGGCAUACAACAUCCGAAUAUUGUAAGGCUGUAUGGAUGUUGUGCGGAAUCCAACCACCUAAUGCUUGUUUAUGAGUACAUGGAAAACAAUUCUCUUGCUCAGGCUCUAUAUGGCCAUGGCAACACUGGUUUGCUACUGGAUUGGCCUACAAGGCAAAACAUUUGUGUGGGGGUUGCCAGAGGCUUGGCAUUCCUGCAUGAGGAAUCCAUCCUCAGAAUGGUUCAUAGAGACAUCAAGGCUGCAAAUGUACUCCUUGAUAGACACCUUACUCCAAAGAUCGCUGAUUUUGGCUUAGCCAAGCUUUUUUCGGAAGACCGCACCCAAGCGCGCACUGCUCCCGCUGGAACUUUAGGAUAUAUGGCGCCUGAAUACGCAUAUACUGGCCAGCUAACCUACAAAGUAGAUGUGUUCAGCUUUGGGGUUCUUGCAAUGGAAAUUGUAACUGGCACGCCCAACGUAUAUCCUCCAGCAGAUGAUCUAGAGUAUUUAACUAUUGUUCAUAGGGCUACUGCUUUGCAACAACAAGAUGAGAGUUUGAUACACUUGGUGGAUUCAAGAUUGGGAUUACAUUUUGAUGCUGAAGAGGCACUGAGAAUGAUCAGAAUCGCUCUGUUAUGCACUAAUAAUAACCCGAAUGAAAGACCUUUGAUGUCAGAAGUAGUGGACUUGCUUCAGGGAAAUAUAAAUCUACAAGAUUAUAGAGUCAGAUCUCCAGAAUCUCCAGAGACUGGCCAUGGUGAGUUCUCUAAUCUUGUGCUCUCUCCAGAGACUUACCAUGGUGAGUUCUGGAAUCUCGUUCUCCGAGAGCACAUUGAAGAAGACAUUUACUUGGAAUGAUACUAGGUGUAUGAUCAGUUAUGUACUUAAAGAGAUGAUUGUUAAGCUUUAUUUUUCAUUGUUUCAUAUUCAGAAGGCCAUGAAGGCUUCUCCUAUAAAUCAAUUGUUUCACUCUUAGAUUUUGAGAUGAUGAUGCAUUGUGCCUUUGUGAUAUGAGAUUUAGUUAUUACUUGAGAUAA
This is a messenger RNA of Lactuca sativa (garden lettuce), 4111 nucleotides long. RefSeq names its product putative LRR receptor-like serine/threonine-protein kinase At1g53440. Lineage: Eukaryota; Viridiplantae; Streptophyta; Magnoliopsida; Asterales; Asteraceae. The record is from RefSeq and is a predicted model, not a curated record. Gene Ontology annotation, biological process: protein phosphorylation. Gene Ontology annotation, molecular function: protein binding; protein kinase activity; ATP binding.